Molecule: messenger RNA, 2018 nt
Organism: Trifolium pratense (red clover)
Lineage: Eukaryota; Viridiplantae; Streptophyta; Magnoliopsida; Fabales; Fabaceae
Product: carnosine N-methyltransferase-like
Exons: 17
Coding region: 67-1662 (531 amino acids)
Molecular function (GO): S-adenosylmethionine-dependent methyltransferase activity
Source: RefSeq, a predicted model, not a curated record
AACGCUGAUUCUUCUCGCUCGAGGCAGUACUGGAACACUGUGGAAGAAGAAGAAGAAGAAGCAGUGAUGGAAGACAUAGACGAGGACCAACGUCGUCGUUUAAAGCUUGAAGAAGCUCUUGAAAUUCAAUCCCUUAGACGCAUCAUUAGUGCUUACCUCAACUAUCCUGAUGCCGCAGAUGAGGAUGUUAGAAGAUAUGAGAGAUCUUUUAGGAAGCUUCCACCUGCCCAUAAGGCUCUGUUAUCCCACUAUCCUCUAAAGUUUCAAAGAUUGCGCCGGUGUAUAUCGUUGAACUCUCAUUUCAUAUUCAGCAUGCUUCAGGCAUUUGAACCUCCACUUGAUAUGAGUCAGGACAUAGAUUUAAAUGAAGAUCAACAUCCUGAAUAUGGCCAAAAAGACCAUUUAGGCCGUGAAGGGAUUAAUUCUUGUUCAUGUGAGUCAGCCCCAUUGAGAAUAACAUGUUCUGUAUCUAAUCGACAUGGUUGUGUGGAAGGCAGCAAUGAUUCAUACAGAUCAUCAGUACUGGCACAUCCCGAUGAGGAGGUAAACAUUGAGAGUCACCAUCAGUCAAAUACUGGUAGCAAUCCUUCAAACAUGAUACAUACUAAAGAGACUAGUGAAUAUGGUGGAAGUGCUAUUGCUGAUUCCAAUGGAAAUAUCACAGAUACCUCAUCGCAGCAACAAUGGUUGGAUCCAUCUUUUCAACUGAAUGUUCCUUUAGUUGAUGUGGAUAAGGUGCGGUGUAUUAUAAGGAACAUAGUUAGGGACUGGGCCGUAGAGGGUCAGAAGGAACGUGAUCAGUGCUACAAACCUAUUCUUGAAGAGCUUAAUAUCUUAUUUCCUAAUCGCAGUAUAGAGAGUCCACCUGCUUGUUUAGUUCCUGGUGCUGGACUAGGUCGGCUGGCUUUGGACAUUUCAAGUUUAGGAUUUAUCUGUCAGGGAAAUGAAUUUUCAUACUACAUGAUGAUAUGCUCAAGUUUUAUUCUUAACCAUUGCCAAACUGUUGGUGAGUGGACAAUAUACCCUUGGAUUCACAGCAAUUGCAAUUCACUUUCAGACAGUGACCAACUCCGUCCUGUUUCAAUACCAGAUAUUCAUCCUGCCAGUGCAGGAAUUACUGAAGGCUUUUCCAUGUGUGGAGGUGACUUCGUUGAAGUCUACAGUGAUCCAAACCAAAAAGGUGCAUGGGAUGCAGUUGUAACUUGUUUCUUUAUAGAUACUGCUCACAAUAUUGUUGAGUACAUUGAAAUUAUUUCACAAAUUUUGAAAGAUGGAGGAGUAAGUUCUUUAAUUGAAAUUCAAAUAGAUCUUGUGUAUCUCUUUUUUUUCCUUCCUCAUCCAUUUGUUCUCUUGUUGCCAUUCUCAUUUCAAUAUUAUCCUUCAUACUUGAUGAAAUUGACACCAUCACAGGUUUGGAUAAAUCUGGGCCCUCUACUUUAUCACUUUGCAGAUACAUAUGGCCAAGAUGAUGAAAUGUCCAUUGAAUUAAGUUUGGAAGAUGUUAAAAGGGUUGCAUUGCAUUAUGGAUUUGAAUUUGAGAAAGAAAGGACUAUUGAGACAACCUACACAACCAAUCCUAAAUCAAUGAUGCAAAAUCGUUACUUUGCUGCAUUUUGGACAAUGAGAAAAAAACCCGCAGCCGCUCAGCAGCAACUGCCCUGAGAAGAGGGGACAUUAUUGUUGUGAUAUAAGUUAAUAAAUCAAUAAAUUAAUUUUCUGUUACUCGAGAUGCUUUGUACGUUUUCUUGAUCAAGUGGUGAAUAUCCCCGUGUUCGUGAAAUCUUGAUGAUUUGUCUUCAUUGGAAAGUUUUGUCACAUUUGUUAAAGAACUGUGUAUCAUGAAUAUUUGUUUUUGACAGUGAGAUGCAUGCUAAAGUAUGCAUUGUUAGAUACUGUAGACUAAUCCCUUUGCUUGCAAGUGACACAAGCGCCAGUUUCAUGAACAUGCACUUGUAAUUGCUACUUUUUUUUUGUUUUUUAGUUUUCUGAGAUAUUAGAGCUAACUUGGUUUGAGUAAA